Molecule: messenger RNA, 1479 nt
Organism: Geosmithia morbida
Lineage: Eukaryota; Fungi; Ascomycota; Sordariomycetes; Hypocreales; Bionectriaceae
Product: SET domain containing
Exons: 4
Coding region: 1-1479 (492 amino acids)
Biological process (GO): peptidyl-lysine monomethylation
Cellular component (GO): nucleus
Molecular function (GO): protein binding; protein-lysine N-methyltransferase activity
Source: RefSeq, a predicted model, not a curated record
AUGCCGCCGCCUCAAGCGCCGCCGCUGCCCAUCCAGGCGCUACCGGCCUGGGCCUCACUCUAUGACGUGAACUUCUACAGCGUGAGGCUGGAGAACAUGAAGGGCAGGGGCAUCGGCCUGGCUGCCGCUCAACCUCUCAGCCUCGCUGCCGGCCACGAGGGGGCGACUGACGACCGUCCCUUACUCAAAGUGCCCCGCGAUCUUGUCUUGUCCAUCGAGGCUGUCGAACAGUAUGCCAAGAUUGAUCACCACUUUCACGAGCUGCUCGAUGCUACUGGGCAUCAGACACCGAGGGGACACAUUGUGCUGUACCUCCUCGCGCACCUGGCCUCGUCCAAGUCCCAGGCUCUUGGCAUGCCCGACAGCAAGAUCGUAUCCACCGGCUGGACAGAGUACAUCAAGUUUCUACCCCGCGAGAUCCCGGUGCCCACCCUGUGGACAGAUGCCGAGAGGUCACUGCUGGCCGGGACAUCUCUAGAGAGUGCUGUCAACGCCAAGAUGGCUUCGUUGUCGAAUGAGUUUGAACAGGUGCGCACGGCGGCAUCUGGCGUGCGAUUCUGGGAUGCACUGCUUGGAAACUCGAGAGCAGUCGACGCACAGGACUGGGCCCUGGUCGAUGCCUGGUACAGGUCCAGAUGCCUCGAGCUGCCUUCUGCAGGAGAGGCCAUGGUUCCUUGCGUCGACAUGGCCAACCACUCUAACGAACCCGACGCAUACUACGACGAAGAUGGCGACGGCAACGUCGAGAUUCUCCUGCGGCCGGGGUUCGGCGUAACAGAGGGUGACGAGGUCACCAUAUCGUACGGCGAGUUCAAGUCGGCCGCCGAGAUGCUCUUCAGUUACGGCUUCAUAGACAGAGACAGCGGGAGGGAAGAGGCCACGCUGGUGCUCAACUCGCUCCCGGACGAUCCCCUUGCUAGAGCCAAGGUUCACGUGUUCGGGUCCUUGCCGACCGUGCGUCUGUCCCGGAAGGAUGGCAGGGUGACGUGGGAGGCACCCUUCCUCAGCCUCGCGUGCCUCAACGAGGAGGACGGGCUCGACUUCCGCCUGCUCCAGGACAACGAGGGUGGGCGCGAGCUACGAGUGUUCUGGCAGGAAGAAGACGUGACAGAUAGGGCUUCCGACUUCCAGUCCCUGAUCAAGGACCACCCAAUCUUCGCGGUGUUCCAGCUCCGCAUGGUGGCCAUGCUGGCACAGCAGCUCACAUCACAGCUGGAGCAGAUUCAGGCUCCCCACAUCGACGAAGAGACGGACGGCUCCUCACCUAACCCAGAACUAAGAGACGUCUGCGUUGAUGCGGCGAGAAUGCUGAGAGAGGUUGAGGGUUCUCUCCUAGAGGGCGCCCUAGGAGCCCUGCAGGAACAGCAAACAACACUACUGGCCGAUGACAAGGUCAAGGAAUAUCUCGGGGCUGCGGAAGCCGCUGCAGAGGACGGCCAGGACCAGGACCCCGCCCGUCCCGAGGCUGAGGUCCAAUAA